Messenger RNA from Cuculus canorus (common cuckoo), 9962 nucleotides. It is a transcript of the gene OGFRL1, whose product is annotated as opioid growth factor receptor like 1. The transcript is spliced from 7 exons. Gene Ontology annotation, cellular component: membrane. Gene Ontology annotation, molecular function: opioid growth factor receptor activity. NCBI's taxonomy places the organism in Eukaryota, Metazoa, Chordata, Aves, Cuculiformes, Cuculidae. The record is from RefSeq and is a predicted model, not a curated record. The coding region runs from base 1226 to 2503 and encodes 425 amino acids.
GCCCCGCGCUGCGGCACUGUCGGAGCCCGGGGAGCUUCACCGGGCAUCGGGGAGAGCUUCAGGGGACCCUCCUGGCUGUGCUCACCGAGAAACAGAGGCCUGGGAGUCGCCGUUGUGUCCCGCCGCUGCCCUGCCUAGCAAGGCUCUGCUUCGAAUUCGAUACGAGCUUGAACUUGGCCUCUUAAGCAAAUGGGUUAAAAAUCUUGAAUAGUGGGUCAUACAGUGGCGACAGAUUCGUGAGUCCUUGGUAGAUCCCAGACUGCAGAAUCACAGAGUGUCCUGAGCUGGAAGGGACCCGCUGGGAUCGUCAAGUCCAAAUCCUGUCCCUGCACAGGACACCCCAACAUUCACACCGUGUGUCUGAGCACACGGUCCACAGGGUUCUUCAGUAUUCUCAGGCUUGGUGAUGUGACUGCUUCCCCGGAGAGCUGUUCCAGUGCUCCAACACCCUCUGGGUGAAGAACCUUUUCCUAGUAUCCAACCCAACCCUCCCCUGGCACAUCCUCCUGCUAUUCCCUCAGUUCCUAUCUUUGGUCACCAGGGAGAAGAGAUGAGGAAUAUUAAGAGCAAGUUACUGUCUUAUAACAAUGUAACAUAUAACCUUAUAACAAUUCUGAACCUAAAGAAAUAAAGCGUUGCUUUGCCAAUUAUUUUAUUGGAGUUAGAACUGAGUGCAGGGUGGACCACUUGGGUCCUUUUAUACCCCGUUGGAGGUAUUAUGUUUCUAUUUAGUUCAGAAAUAAAAUAAAAUAGUCCUGCUUGGCACUUCCUUGGUGCUCGGUGUGGUGGUCAGCUCUUGCCUCCAGGGCUUUCAGUGGAGGGAAUUGUAUACAACUGCCUGAAAGGAGGUUGGGAAGAGGUGGGUGUUGGUCUCUCCUCCCAAGUGAUAGGUGAUAGGACAAGAAGGAAUGGCCUCAAGCUGUGCCAGGGGAAGUUUAGAUUGGACAUUAGGAAAAAUUUCUUCACGGAAAGGGUUCUCAGGCACUGGCAGAGACUGCCCAGGGAGCUGGUUGAGUCACCAUCCCUGGAGGUAUUUAAAAGACAGGUGGAUGAAGUGCCUAGGGAUAUGAUUUAGUAGUGGACAGGUACAGUUGGGCUUGAUGAUCCCAAAUAUCUUUUCCAACCUAAUGAUUCUAUGAUUCUAUGAAACUGCCAUUAUGCAAAAAUAAGUAAGUAUAAGCAUUUUUCCAUUUUCUAUGUGAUCUGUGGUGACAGCCUGUCACCAAUGCCAGAUAACCAAGUGUCAGGAGUUGUUGCUGGUUGGAAUGAGCAUGUUUUGCCUAGUGGUGAUGGAACUGAGCUGACAGCCAAGCCAAAGAGAAGCUUCUACGCAGCAAGAGAUUUAUACAAGUACCGACACCAGUAUCCACAGAACUUUAAAGAUCUUCGGUAUCAAAAUGACUUGUGCAAUCUUCGCUUUUACAAAAAUAAAAUCCCUUUUAAACCUGAUGGGGUUUAUAUUGAAGAAGUCCUAAAUAAAUGGAAAGGAGACUAUGAAAAACUGGAACAUAAUCACACUUACAUACAGUGGCUUUUCCCACUGAGGGAACAAGGUCUGAACUUCUAUGCUAAAGAAUUAACUACAUAUGAAAUUGAGGAAUUCAAGAAAACAAAAGAAGCAAUUAGAAGAUUCCUUUUGGCUUACAAAAUGAUGUUGGAGUUUUUUGGAAUAAAACUAAUUGAUAAAACUGGAAACGUAGCACGAGCUGCUAACUGGCAGGAAAGAUUUCAGCAUUUGAAUGAGUCUCAGCACAACUACCUGAGAAUCACUCGAAUUCUGAAAAGUCUUGGUGAGCUUGGAUAUGAGAGUUUCAAAUCUCCCCUAGUGAAAUUUAUUCUCCAUGAAGCCCUCGUGGAAGAUACCAUUCCCAACAUUAAGCAAAGUGCUCUAGAAUAUUUUGUGUAUACUAUUAGAGACCGAAGAGAAAGGAGGAAACUCCUGAGAUUUGCUCAGCAACAUUAUACGCCCUCAGAACAUUUCAUCUGGGGACCCCCAAGAAAACAGAAGUCCGAGGGAAGCAAAACAAAUAAAAAGCCAGCAUCUCCAACUUCUAUUCACAAUAGUUAUACUUCCAAGCAUAAGAAACCAAAAGAGCCUAAGAAUGCAUCAGCAAGUGGAAGCACAGCUGGUAAAACAGUGGAAGAAAGAAAGGUAGAACCCACAAAAAAUGUGGAAGACAAUGAACAGGAUGAACAAAAAAUGAACUGUGAUGCUGCUAGGCAGAACAACAGCGAAAAGAACAGUGAUGCUGAUACUGGUCAGCUUUCAAAAUCAGAAGAAAUUAGUGAUACUUCAGACAGAAAGGAGGACGCUUCUCAUUCAAAAAAAGAUGAUGAAAAUCUGAGCAGUGACUGUGGAAAUCACCCAGGCACUAUAGAGAAGGAUUUAUGUGACACUGAGAAUUCUUCAAAUAACACGUCAGUAGAUCUACAAGAUGAUCUUGACAAGGAUACUCUUUCAGGAGGGACCACCACAAAACCCAAGGAUGAGCUCACAUCGUGAGCCUGAGGUUAAAAAUGAUUAUGUUUUGUAUUGAAUGAAGCAAAUUAUUCAUUGCUCCUUCAUUUGGGGUGAAAUUUCUUUCAAGCGUAGUAUACAAUGUUCAUGAGACUAUGGUUGUUGUUAAUGCAUCAGAUUAUGCUUCUGAGAGGUUAAUGAAUUUCACUUUUUUCAACCUCAGUUUAUCAGGAGUCAGCCAGGUAUGACUCUUUAAAACAAUCAUGUAUAUUCAAAGCUAAAAAUUUAAUUAUCUUUUCCAGACAGAUUGAAUAGAAAAGCUAAUUAUUUUUUGCCAUUAAAUUAAUUGAAUAUUUUAUUUUUUUUUACAAAAGAAGCAUAACUUGCUAGAAAGCCUUGAAAUAUCAGAAUUUUAAAGUUUCUUUUAAUAUGCUUUCAGUGUUGAUUUCCUUUUAUGAAAUGACUAGAAAUUAUUUCAAGAGCACAGUUUUUUCCCUACUGGAUGCUUUUUUAGGAACUAUGUUCAUGUUUAACCGCAGUAUUUGCACAGCCUCUUUUACCUUAGAUUAGCAUCCUUGUUGGAGACACUUAGUAACGGAUAUCAAAAUGUCCUAUGCAGCUGGGUAUCGUUGUAGAUUGAAUAAAAGUUUAACUUACAAUGGAACUGUAUCCACAGAUUUUGGGUACAGGGGAAGUUGCACUUUAGACUUCUUCUAGUCUCUGUUUAAGUUCUCUUUUCUCUUGACUCAUUUGUCACUACUACUAAUUUGUGAGGAGGGAUCAUAGAAUCAUCGGCUUUCUUUGAUCACUCAGAUUUGAUCUCAGUGGGAAAGCUCUCUGUUGAUCAACUAUAGUAAAAUAACUCCCCCAGCUGGGUUCAGCACCUGGAAAGCCUCUGGAUAGCUGAAAAGCACAGUCUUCACCACAAGGCACUGCUUGAUUAUCAAAGCCUCCGAGAAAUUGUCACCAGGCCUGUGCAGCUGGAUCUUACCUGAACUGUGAUGUUUCUUGGCCAGUUUUGGGUAGAGUUUGCACAAUGCUGAACCCCGUGUUGCUGGUCUGGGAGAACAAGGCAGUCCUGAUACUUUCUUCCAGCUGUCUGUUUCCUUCCUUUGCUGUCUAUCACAGGUCUUUCACAGUUUAAUGUUACUUUGAUCAUAGGCUGAAACUUGAGGCAGGCUGGUCUGCUGGCCUGGCUGGAGCCCAGCAGGUCAGAAUUUCCCAAUUAAGAUCUUUCCCAGCUUUCUUUGCUGAAGGACUGUCUGCUUUCCCUGAGCAGCCUCUUCUGACUUCAUGCUAUCCGGUCAAACAAGAUAGUACUCAGCGAGUUAAUUCUGUAGAAUAUGAAUUAAAAAAAAAAAAGCAGGUAGAACUCACACUUUCUACAGUCCUAAAAUAGUCUAAAACUUCUGUAUUUAUUUUCUAUUUAUAAGUGUAUAUAUUAUCCACUGCCUUUAAUGUAUUUUUGAUGAAAUCUUAUGAGGCAAGUAACUGACUACUGUUUGAAUGUCAGAGUGCUGUUAGACUUUAUUCAAGUCUUUUAACUCAAAAUUACAGAGUCUUCAGGGGUUCCAAAGCAUAGACAAAUGUCUAGUAUUUUUCUGUUUUCACUAAUUCCCAUCAUGGCAAUGCAUCAUUCAUUGUUUUCCCUAUGUAGUUUCUUGGGAUCAAAUAGUGUGGCACUUAUAAAUUUUGGUACCCAUGGACGAAGAUUAGGCUCUUUCCAUCCUAAAGAAGCAGAGAAGAAGGAAGACCUAUCCCUCUUUCUCCUAUGCUAACUUGUAAGGAAAGAACAGAAUAUAUGUAUGUGAAUUUUUUUAGGGUAACCCAGAUUGCUCAAGGAGUUAUUAAGUCUGUCUGAACAGAAAUGCCCCCCACAGAAUUCCUCCCAUAGCCACUGCCUCUUUAAAGUUGGAAAGGUGCUGAGAAGCCUUUCACUAUACCCUGGACUUGAACUAGUCUCUCCGUGUUCAUGUUUGCCUCUGUUCUUCAGAGCAGAAGGGGACAGGAAAAGCUGAGAUAAAAUUGGUCCAUGUAGAUAAGGACUCUGACCCCAUGCGUAUGCACAGGGAGGACAAUUCUAUGUUCUGCCUCUGACUUUUUAAAUCUUGAGUGCCUAACCAUGCCAACUUAAUAGCGUUGUUUUUACACAGGUAUUUCUUGAAUAGCAUAGGGAAAAUGCAUACCCUGUAUAUGAGGAAUAUAACUAUAGGUAGUUAUACAGAGCCUUCAAUUUAUAGACUUUGGUAUUAAGAUUAAACACUUUAAAAAAUGCAUAGUGUUCAAGUGAAAUGAGGGAUGCUGGGGCUGUUAUUAUAUUUAUACUGUAAUUUGCCUGAACGUUGAUGACCUCAGGAGAUCUUUUCUCUUUUGUCUACUGAACAACAACAAAAAAAGCCAACAGAAAAACAAACAGAAAUCUUGCUUUAAUUUUAAACCAGAAAGUUCUCGGGACGUGCAUCCUAAAGAUUUCUCUGCGGUACAAUAUUCUGUUAUUGUGACGCAGCUUUCAUCUAUACACGCUUGCUGGUUGUCCUCUCAUUAAUAAAGUGCUUAAUGUACUUUUAAUCUGGCAGGGCUUUCUGCGUUAAGAGCCCAGCAUAUCUGAAAAUACAGUCAAGAACUUUGGGACCCAUAUCACUGUUAACUCUGCAAUUAUUUUAAAAAUUAUUUAAAAAAUCCACAACUCUGUAUAUUUUUAUCAGUUUUCAUAGAAGUGGGAAGACUAGUGGCAUACCAAUUGCCUACAAAGAGCUAUGGGGACUAGAGAAUUGAAGUUUUUUGCAUCAGGUGGGCUCCUGCACUCUCUAAUCUUUGUCUUAUAGUUUUAUCAACAGAAUUAGUCUAAUGGGACACUUCAGCUUUAACUAACAAAUUCUGUUCUAUGUAAAAUUUGAUGAUUUCUCAUUCUUUUCAUGGAGGAGUUGUUUCUUCUGAUUUCACAAGUGCUUUGAAGAAGAAUUCAUUGCAGGGCAAUCACACAGUGUGGCAUCCCAUUGAGAUUUGUGAGGAUCAAGUGGAUGCUCUAUGCAUUUCAUUAUAGAAUCAUGGCCUUAGCAACCAGAAGCACUCCAUAUUUGAAGUUUCUAAGUAUUGGCUUUCAGGUUUACAGUACGAUAUAUAUUGAAAUGAUUGUAUCCUCAUAAAUUCCAAUGCUUACUUAUUUAACCUCUGUUUUGGAAGUAAUGGUUGUGCAAACAAAGUCAGAAUGCUUGCUCCCUGUUAAACUUGGUUUUGUCUCCUUAUAUGCAUAUGUAUUCAGGGAUUUCUGUGUAGUUACUACAAAAAUGUAUUUUUGGCACAGUUUUACUCGAGCUAUUCAUACAUCAGUUGAACAGAACUUCCUGUACAGGGGUUCUUUCCUAAUAAGUACAUCCCAGUAGCCUCUGGUACUGCUAAGUGGGAGUAGCGUGUAUAUGCACAAGUUUCCUAUGGUGAGGGGAUAUGAAUGCACAACUUGACAAAAUGUUACUAAGUACAGACACGCAAGUGAAGGUGAUCGUAGAAGUCAUGCAAACAUGCAGCACUUUAAGAUUGGUUACAGCUCUGUGCCCUCCUAUCCAGGACGUAAACAUGCCUCGGUACCGGAUACUGUGUUGGCUUAGAGACUGAACUCUUGGGUACACAGGGUGUGCACCAUAGACCAUUCAGAUAAGAAGAACAGUUUUGCAUGUGCACAUAUCUCGGAGCAGAACUGAGCUCUUUUUGUCCGUAUGGUUCGUAUUUUAAGGCAUAAUCCUGAAGGAUGCUAAAAAUCUUUGCAAUAAGCCUUUGAGAGCAGUUCCCUGGUUUGGUGAGUUUGUCAGUUUCCUGCUCCAAGAUUGCAGCAGUGAUAUAUUAGAUAUUUGUAUAACUAUGGUUGAUAUUUUAUGUAACUUAGUGUAAGCCUUGAACUAUUCCAGGGUAAUUCUAAUGAUCUGCAGUUGCAUAUACCUAUUCUAUAAUCAGAAAGUUUACAGAUCUUAGAAGCUUUGUAUAUUUUGAUGGAUAAUUCAAUAAGAUAAGUCAAGGGAGAUUCACUAGAUUUAAAUGGAAAACCGCUCUUGUUUGUUUUUUUUUAAUUAAAUUUAUGUGUAUCUGUUUAACUGAAUUAUAUUUUUGCAUUUUUCUUUUCCUGACAUUUGUGGUGGUACCGAUCACAAAUUAUAGUAAGAUAUAUAUGUUUAAGUGAAAAUAUAACUCUUGUUACACCAUAUUUCUAUAGGUGACGUAUCAUAUUGAAUUUGCUUGGCAAAAGCUGUAUUUAUGAAUAAGGUACAAGUAUGUGAAGUAAGUUUUGUCAUUAAUAAAAUUGUGACAAGAUCAUGCUAAUGAUGUACAUUGUCUAAAAACUACCAGUGUGCAUCAGAACCAAAGUUGUUUCUAACCUUGUAUCCUGCCUCCAGCAGUGGCUGCCAACAGAUGAUGUGAAACAAAGAGCAGAUAAGAUGACCCCAUUUUUCUCCAGGUUUUUUUUCUGUUUUCGAACUCAUGGUUUCUUUCAGCCUCCAUAAUUCAUUGGGGCUGUGACUUCGUUCCGUGGCUUAAUUAUGUUUUGUGGGGAAAAAAGUGAUCUCUUGUUUGUCUCAGAUCAGUUUAUUCAAGAAUUGCCAGUGCAUUUGAACAGUUACUAGAAGUUCUAUAAGACAAACUGUAAAACCACUUCAAGUCAGUUUUUGAAAGACAUGGGAGAUAUUGAUGAUAAAAAACUUCUGAUUAGGCAGAAGAUGUCCUGUGUUUCUGUCCUUGGGCAGAAGACAGCCCUUAGGCAGAAAACUUUUCCGAUGUUGAUGACAAUAUUAUCUUACUUGUCUCUUCUGAAUAAUUUUUUACACAUAAAUCCUUUUGUAUAAAAUAUUAAAAGUCAGAUUCCAACAGCAGAACAGAUGUGGGUUUUUUCCUGUUGGUGUAAAAGCAAGAUCAGUCAAAGACAAAAUCUAUUUCUAGCCCACUUCUGAGUGAGGUGCCUCUGGAUUUGGAGGCACUGGCAUCAAUGGGUGAAAUGUGAGCGUGUAGAAGACAGAAAUAGUAUCUGAGGUUUGCUGAGAACCAUACUCCCCAUUCCACAUUUUAAUAACGUAUUUUGAUACAUGUCCCCAUUUCCUACUGCUAUUGGAGUAACUGCUCAAAAUGUGGUUUUGAUGGCCAUCAGAGCCUGAAAAUGAAAGAUGGAUCAAGAAGAUCUGCGCUUGGGCACUCUGUAGAUUCACUAUGAACAGGCAUUUAAAUGCAGUCCUGCGAAUGGAAAGUAAAUUGUGUCUCUAAUUGUGUGCUCUGUAUUGCCUAUGAACUAUUUCUUUUCCUGUAAGCUGUGUUCCUUUUGCAGCCCACGUCCUUAAGUGUGCUGACUAAAGUCCAUUGAGAAAGGCAGGAAUAUAUUUAAUACAUGCCGUACUAAAAUAUAGUUCAAAAGCUCUUGAGAUCAUUUAAAUAGAGACCUCCUGCAGCUUUACAAUUCUCAUCCCCCUUUUUUCAAAAGCAUUAACCUGUUUGCUAUAAAAUAACAAAUGUGAGGACUGGCAGAUUUUUCUGAAAGAAGUCUCUUACUUCUCAAAAACUCAGCACUUUUAAAUUCUGCCGUGCUUAUAAGUCUAGUGGUGUAUUCAUCAGUUAAAGUUUAUUGUGACAUGUACUGAAUGUAAUUACUGCUGUGGCUAACUGUGAAAAUUAUUGUUUUGCAGUAAAAAAUAUUAUGGCACUUAUGUUUUCGGGAUCUGCUGAAGCAUGUUUGCUGAUCAUCGGUUGCUCUUUUUUUUCUGUGUUUUAACCUAUUCCAUGGUUGUUUGCCCUUUAUGCCAUUUGAGUUAAGCAGCAGAUGAUUAGGUAUAGUUUUGCACUGAUAAAAUCUGGAAAUAUCAUAGACUUCAUUGUUUAAUGUAUCCAAGAAAAAAGUGCAGUAAAAAAAUGAAAAAAAACCCCAAACCCGAACAAUUUUCACUUGCAUACUGAAACAACUACAUGUCAGUUUUUAUGAAUGGUCCUGCUCUCUUCUCUGUAUUCUUUUGCAGUGUUUAAUUACAGAAUGCUGUGCAUGUUUGGUAGUACCAAUACCAUAUGUAUGUGGUAGGAGUGGUAACCAGUUUCUGGAUUUGUAAUGCACUAUAAAGAUAUAUUUUAUAAUUCUGUAACUGUAUGGCAGUGUUAUGCCAAAAAAAAUUGUAUAAACAUAAAAAGCAAUAGUUUAUGUUGCUUACUGCUAUAUUUUGAAUCGUUUGUAAAAUGAAAUACUUGGAUUUUCUUUCAGGUAAAUAUAUUUUUAAUAACAGCGGACAAAAACUCUAAACUAAUAAAGCUUCUUCAUUUAGCAGCAUUGUUUUAGCAACAGUACAAAUAUUGUGUAGCUCUAAAAAUGUGUAAUUGCUGUUUGGCACUUGUUUGUAUAGUCUUCUGUAAAUGUAUUAACACUUAAAAGUAGGGCAUUAAAGGCUCUGGUCCUCCUUUUUUGUUGUCAAUGACAAUACCCACGUGGAUGGCAAAGGAAUAAGGGGAUGUCCAGAGUGAACUUCACUAAAAGUUUGAGUUUUUUUCAUUUUUUGUUUAAGAAAAAUAUAUACUAUGAAAACACUAUUAGCAUUAAAGGGUAAAAUAUCUGUUGUGAUAGUGCAGGCAGAACCCCUCUGGAGCAGUGCCAGCAAGUGACUACUGCUACUUAAACUUAAGAGGGAAACAUUUAACCUGCUCUUUGUAUUUAACCUCUGCUGAAGCUUUAGAAUUGGACACCUUCAGCUUGUUUUCCCCCAGUUUUGUAGUAAGCUGUUAUUCACAUAGUGGGCUGCAGAUUUGUGGAGCUCUAUGAAGGGUCCAACAGAUCUGGAGAGGAUUUACUGUUCUCACACGUUUAUUUUCUAAGAGAGGAGAACCAGGUUAUUCCUUAUGCUGGAGGAGAGCUUCGUGUGUUGUCCGUGUCUCAAAUGAAGCUUAUAUUACAUUACUUUCAUGUUGUCAGGUCACCACUCAGGGACAGGAGCAAAAGGGUAGGCAAUAACAGGAUGUGUCACUGCAUUGGUUUUCCCAGAAAAUUCAGUUACAGCUCCCUGUGAUGAUUGGGAUGGUUCAUCUUCUUAUAGAAUCAUUAAGGUUGGAAACGUUCUCUAACAUAAAGUCCAACCAUCAGCCCAACACCACCAAGCCUAUUAAACCAUGUUCCGAAGUGCCGUGCCUACAAGUUUUUUGAACACCUCCAGGGAUGGAGACUCCAUUACCACUCUGGGCAGCUUGUUCCAAUGUUUGUUCUCGUUGUUAAACACUCUGCUACCCAUGGAGCAUAAACUUCACAACUAAAGGACCAUGUCCUAGAUGCAGACACUUAGAUAUGUUGCUAGCUCUUGCACCAGCAACUCCGGGCUUUAAGCAUGACUGCAAUCAAAAGAUCCUUCCUGUGUGAGCACUGACCCUUGUGGCCACCAGAGCCUCUUUGAAAAGUUUUGUUAAAGCUCACUACGAGGCUAAGAAUGUAAACUGAUAUCCCAAAGCCAGGUGACCCUAGUUAAAUGGAGGCAAGUCGGCUUCUGGAGGAGAUUGACCA